AUUGGCAAACGUUGCGCGUAGAUGCAGCGCGGAAAAUCAAUAGCGCCUCAUUAGCAAUAAUUUUGAUACAAAUAAUUUUAUAUAAAUGAAGUGGGAAAACUAUUGCGACUAUGUGGCGGGUUGCAUUGGUGGCGCUUGCGGCGUGCUGGUGGCACAUCCACUAGACACCAUCAAGACAUGGCAACAGGCGUCCAACACAUCCGUGCUCUCGGCCGUGCAGGAAAUAUACAAACGCAACAAAGGGAUCAACGGUUUCUACAGGGGCAUGCUCUUCCCGCUCAUGUCCACCGGCGCCAUCAACUCCCUGCUCUUUGGCAUCUAUGGGAAUCACUUGCGCCAACUGCGCCGAGUUUGUCACAGCGAUUAUCAGCGUGAGCAGUUGGAGUAUCACAACAUGUUCUGGGCUGGUUCAGUGGCGGGAUUUGUUCAGUCGUUUAUUGCCUGCCCCAUGGAACUGAUAAAAGUGCGACUACAAACACACAGUUACUAUAAUGACUAUCUAUAUGGUCAGCGGCGCACUGUCUACGGCACAUUUAGACGGAUUGUUAAGAACGAUGGCAUCACAGGCUUAUAUCGCGGCUUGCUGCCCAUGAUGUGUCGCGAUGUGCUGCCUUAUGGCAUCUAUAUGCUCGUCUAUCGCCAGGCUACAGAUUAUUUGGACAACACAGACUUUGUGCGCAAGCGUCGCACUCGACCAGAUGGCUCCAAUAUUAAUAUAAUUGUUACCACCUUGGCCGGCGCUUGGGCUGGUAUUCUAUCCUGGGUCUGUGUCAUUCCGUUUGAUGUGGUCAAAACCAUUAUGCAAGCCGAUGAGAAUCACAAAUUUCGUGGCAUAACCGACUGUGUGGUGAGCAACUAUAGAGCCUACGGCUGGCGCAGCAUAUUCCGCGGCAGUUGGAUGCUGGUGGCGCGUGCUAUUCCCUUUAAUGCAGCAACCUUCGUAGGGUAUGAGUAUUCUUUGGACUUGUGUCAUAAAUAUUGAUUGCAGCAAUAAAUCUUAAAGAACAAAAACUAUAUCAACUUUAAAGUUCAAAAGCUGUUGAGUGAUGCUGUGAAGUCAAGUUUAAGACCAAAACCAAAUAGACCUUUCUACAAAUAA
Molecule: messenger RNA, 1099 nt
Organism: Drosophila busckii
Lineage: Eukaryota; Metazoa; Arthropoda; Insecta; Diptera; Drosophilidae
Product: solute carrier family 25 member 45
Exons: 5
Coding region: 86-982 (298 amino acids)
Biological process (GO): mitochondrial L-ornithine transmembrane transport
Cellular component (GO): mitochondrion
Molecular function (GO): high-affinity L-arginine transmembrane transporter activity
Source: RefSeq, a predicted model, not a curated record